Abrus precatorius (Indian licorice) is the source of this 2551-nucleotide messenger RNA. RefSeq lists its product as uncharacterized. The record is from RefSeq and is a predicted model, not a curated record. NCBI's taxonomy places the organism in Eukaryota, Viridiplantae, Streptophyta, Magnoliopsida, Fabales, Fabaceae. Bases 338 to 2299 code for a protein of 653 amino acids. The transcript has 3 exons.
UGGGUUAACAUUAUUUGUUGUUGAAUGGUUAUGCGGCGGAGAGCGGUGAUUCAGUGGCGGUGAGGCAAGGAAGGGAAAGAAUUCACCAACCACAUGUUAUGAGAAUAGGAAACAGUGAAAUGGUACAAAACAACACCUGAUCAUGGCAUGCCAUACGCACACUGCACUGAACAAAAUUGGACGCCAGACAUAGCACCGCACGCGCCCACGUGUAAACAUAAACAGGCAACAUAAAGGGAAAGAAAAUAUAAUAAAAGAAAAGAUAAAAGGGGUUUGAUGAGAGAGAAGGAAAAGGUUGCAGAGGCCAUAAAUAAACGUUUAGAAAGUCUAGAGAGAGAUGAAAAGGGAAGCGGAAAAGGAGGAAAAUUUGGGAGAAAAGUUGAAGAGAGGGGUUUUGGUAGGGAAAAGUAGGGGCCCUUCUACUCCACUCCCUUCUUGGCUUUUGAGUUUUCACAAUACUCAUACUCACACUGUCUCUGCUAGAAAGCUCGCCGCGGCUCUCUGGGAAUUCAACCACUAUCUCCCACUCUUUCAAAUGCAUCGUUCUGUUAAUAACGCUUCUGAUUCCAGACAUCGCCGCCAUUACAACUUCCUUCACAAGGACAAGGCGCCAGACAUCUCUGCCUUUUUCGCUGAUGCUUCUCCUGAUCAGCCAGCUAGCGCGAGCAGUUUGAGGAGGCAUGUUGCAGCAUCACUGAUGCAGCAUCAUCGGGCAAUUGAGAGAAAUAACCAUGCACUUCAACCUUUAUCUCCUGCAAGUUAUUGUAGUUCCAUGGAGAUGACACCUUAUAAUCCUGCAGCUACUCCUUCUAGUUCCUUGGAAUUUAAGGGAAGGAUUGGUGAACCACAUUAUAGUCUCAAAACAUCUACAGAACUUCUAAAAGUGCUAAACAGAAUAUGGAGCUUGGAAGAACAGCACGCCUCUAACCUUUCACUGAUAAAAGCAUUAAAAUCAGAGCUAGAUCAUGCACGUAUCAGGGUCAAAGAGUUGCUUCGAGACCGACAGGCAGAUCGACAUGAGAUUGAUGACCUGAUGAAACAAAUUGCAGAGGAUAAAUUGGUUAGGAAGAGUAAGGAGCAGGAUCGACUCCAUGCGGCUGUUCAAUCUGUGAGGGAUGAACUUGAGGAUGAGAGGAAAUUAAGAAAACGAUCCGAGAGCAUACACAGGAAAUUAGCUCGGGAUCUUUCUGAGGUGAAAUCCUCUCUGACUAGUGCUCUAAAAGAAUUGGAGCAAGAGAGAACAAGAAGAAAAAUGUUGGAGGACCUAUGUGAUGAAUUUGCUAGGGGAAUAAAUGAAUACGAGCAAGAAGUGCAUGCUCUGAAACACAAGUCUGAUAAGGACUGGAUUCAAAGGGCUGAUCAUGAUCGUUUGAUUCUCCACAUAUCUGAAUCAUGGCUGGAUGAACGUAUGCAAAUGCGGCUGGAAGCUGCUCAAAAUGGUUUUGUGGAUAAGAAGUCCAUAGUCGAUAAACUAAGCCUUGAAAUAGAGACUUUCCUUAAAGCUAAACUAAAUAGUAGGAGUACAGAAAAUAUAGCAAUAAGGGAACGCCGGAAUUCCCUGGAAUCUGUACCAUUGAAUGAUGCUGUCAGCGCACCGCAAGAGGUGGGUGAUGAUGAUGAUGAUUCUGUGGGCAGUGAUUCAAAUUGUUUUGAGCUGAGCAAGCCAAGCAAUAAAGGAUCUAAAGUGCAUGAAGAAGAGCCUGUGGAAAAAAAUUUUGAAGAGCCAUUAAAAACUAACCACACAAAGAAGAAACCAACACCACGUGAAGGGUUAAAACAUCGUAGCCCAUCUAGCCUGCAAGUGAAGUUUGAGGAACAGAUGGCUUGGGCCUUGUCAUCUGAUUCAAACAAGAAGUCUCAGUCAAUAAUAGAUGCAGAGCAGGGGAAGACCACAGAUACUAGACCAGUUGAAGGAACUAUAUCUGAAAAAUCUGAACACUUUGAGGUUAAUGAAAAUGAUGGUUCUGAAAGAAAAAAUAACCCCACCGAAUUGCACAGCUCCAAUAAAAAUCACAUUAUGGAUAAUCUCGUCAUUGGUCAACUUUUGGCAUCAGAAGGUGUAAAAAUACAUGCUGAUAAUAAUUAUGGCGAGGCCUCCUGCAGCAAUGCUGGAUGGAGGAAUCAGGCAAGCCCUGUGAAACAGUGGAUGGCAAGACUUACAUCCCAAGAUGAUGACAUAUCAGAGGCUUCCAAAGUGCCUUCAGGAUCGAAGGAGAAUAACACUUUGAAAGCAAAGCUUCUGGAAGCUAGGUCCAAGGGGCAGCGAUCUCGUUUAAAAGCCUUGAAGGGGUCCUUUUAGAGGUUGUUUAGGAUGAAGAUGUUGAUGGUAAUAAGGGUGGGGGGAAUUUCCACCUUGUUGAUGGGUGUUCAUUUCGGUCCCGCACUCGCCUCUCUUGUCUCUUCCUUUCACGUGGAAUUUUUGCUUUGUUCAUAAUUUUUACUUUGUAUCUGUAACAUAUUUCUCCUUUGGGGUUUAUUCUCUAUACUACUGUAGAUGUUGAUCAACUUUUGAGAAGUGAAACAAAUAUACAAUUUUGGAUAAUUUGUUCGU